GGACCUUUGUGGAAUACAAUGUCACUGUUCAUUAUUACUGUUUGUUGAUGUCAAGUGGCAUUUGGCAGAGAGGGGAAGAAGAUGAAGGUGUGGAUGGAUUUUUGUUCACAGAUAUUAGAAAAGAAGUAAAUAGAGCUGCAAAGCUGAAAUGCAAUAUCUGUAAGAAAAAGGGUGCUUCAAUAGGAUGUGUAGCUCCUAAAUGCAAACGAAGUUACCAUUUUCCUUGUGGGAUACAGAAAGAAUGUCUCUUCCAGUUCAUGGAAGAUUUCAGAUCUUACUGUUGGGAACAUAAACCAGUCCAAAAGAUUCCAGAUAGAGAAUGUAAAGGAAGUUCACAGUGUACAAUAUGCCUGGAUUUGGUUGAACAGGUUCCAGCGUACUCUGUAUUGAGAAGUCCUUGCUGUAAAAACGCUUGGUUUCAUCGAGAAUGCCUGCAGUAUCAAGCUUUGAGUGCUGGGAUAUUUUUCUUUAGGUGCACAGUAUGUAAUAACAUGGACAAAUUUCAGAAAGAAAUGCUGAGAAUGGGCAUACACAUUCCAGAAAAGGAUGCAUCUUGGGAACUUGAAGAGAAUGCAUAUCAAGAGCUGCUGCAGUGUUAUCAACACUGUGACAUUAAAAGGUGUCUCUGCAAGAAAGGAAGAGACUACAAUGAACCUGACAGUAAAUGGGAAAUAAAGCGUUGUCAGUGUUGUGGUUCCCGUGGAACUCAUUUGGCCUGUUCAUCUCUGAAGUCAUGGGAGCAGAACUGGGAGUGCAUGGAAUGUAGAAGUAUCUUUGCAAAAUCAGGUGAAGUUAUGGAUGCGACAAGAAAGCGUUCUUUGGCUACCUCUGAGAAGACAGAUGGGACAACUUGUUUGCUUGAAGAGCCAUCUCCCAAGUGUCCUCGGCAGUUACCUGGAACUCCACAUGGUUUUCUUCUCCAGUGUUUAGUAAAGGAAAGAAGGGAAGCUUCUAAUAUUCUGAGGGUUUUAAAGCUACAAAUUACUACAAAAACUACAAGGCUUAACAUCAACGCAGAAAAUAUCUGGAACAGCGCUUUAAAAGGAUUUAGACAGCGCAGCUUCAGUCCUACGAAUACCAUUGAAAUCAAGUUCACAAACUGCAAAAACAGAUUGAAGACAGAUACUCCUGCUGCAUCAAAACACCAUUUCUUCCAACUAUUAAUGCUUCACCUUCAGAAUUCAUCAUUGUUUGAGGGCUCUUCUGCAAAGAACUUGUCCCUUGAUUUUCAAGCUGUAAGAGAAAAUCUUUAUUUUGAAGCUGGUAAAAUGAUUGCCGUUUCCCUCGUUCAUGGUGGCCCAUCUCCUGGUUUCUUUUCCAAAACACUUUUCAAUUGUCUUGUCUAUGGUCCAGAGAAUGUGAAGCCAACUUUGGAAGAUGUUGCUGAUGUUGAUGUAGCAGAAACGAUAAAAAUGAUAAAAUAUGCAAAUAGUCUGUCCAACCUAACAUCUACUGUACAUGACUGUUAUGAAUUCCUUGCGGCUGCUGGAUGUUUAAGACCUAUAACAGCACUGUGUGAUAAGGAUAUGCUGGUUGAUGACAUACUGAACUAUCAUGUGAUCAAGAGAAUCAUCUCACCCUUAGAAAGUUUCAGGCAAGGUUUGAAAACUCUUGGUGUGCUAGAGAAAAUGCAAGCACAUCCAGAUGAGUUCUCUAGUAUAUUGUGCCACAAACCUGAAAGACUCUCAGCAGAAACUCUUUGUGAUCUCUUUACGAUCCAUUCCUCAUCGGAUGUAAAUAAAAUUGGAGGUACUGAUUUUUGGAUGGGUUACUUACAAGAUGUGCAAAGUGGUGAGUCUGUAGUGACACUGGAGGAUAUUCUGCUCUUCGCAACAGGCUCUCUUUCUAUACCACCCAUUGGUUUCGAUCCUGAACCUACUGUUAAAUUUUUGCGUAUAAGGUAUCCUGUUGGAAACAGACUGCUUAAUUGCUUGAAGCUCCCUGUAACAAAGACAUAUGAGGCAUUCAAAAAGAAAAUGGAGUUCACCAUCAGAAACACACUGAGAGUUGGAAGAGAAUAAACACUCUUGCUACUAAACUGGAUAUUGGAAAUAUCAAUUU
Indicator indicator is the source of this 2061-nucleotide messenger RNA. RefSeq names its product G2/M-phase specific E3 ubiquitin protein ligase (gene G2E3). The transcript has 13 exons. Lineage: Eukaryota; Metazoa; Chordata; Aves; Piciformes; Indicatoridae. Gene Ontology annotation, cellular component: nucleus. The coding region runs from base 48 to 2021 and encodes 657 amino acids. Gene Ontology annotation, molecular function: ubiquitin-protein transferase activity. The record is from RefSeq and is a predicted model, not a curated record.